Molecule: messenger RNA, 1294 nt
Organism: Cyprinodon tularosa
Lineage: Eukaryota; Metazoa; Chordata; Actinopteri; Cyprinodontiformes; Cyprinodontidae
Product: AN1-type zinc finger protein 3-like
Exons: 6
Coding region: 294-1040 (248 amino acids)
Molecular function (GO): zinc ion binding; DNA binding
Source: RefSeq, a predicted model, not a curated record
CUCCCCCUUUCUCCCAGCGCUCUGCUCCUCUCUCCAGCUGAUCGGCCCAGCGUCCCCGGUGGCCCUGUCCGUCGUUGCUUUCGACGGGCCCCGACUUCCAGUAAAACUGGAUUAAUUUUACGCGCUCGCCCGCCGCUCGUGUCGGCAGAGUUAUUUACUUGAGGCCGAAACUCUGAGAAAUAACCCGACUGUAGAGGAGAGCUUUAAAGCUCGGGCUAGCUUAACAAACAGGAGGCCUUCACUCCAUCCACGGAUUCACCUGCUACGCGGAGAGCUUGUCACGGCGGACAGACAUGGGGGACACCGGGAGCGAGGGCAGCAAGGGUCCUAGCAACGUCAACGUUUUACCCCCGCGUUGUCCCUGUGGUUUUUGGGGGUCGAGCAAAACCAAGAAUCUUUGCUCAAAAUGUUUUGCAGACACUGAGAAGAAACAGUCGAACGAUGAUUGUGCCCCAAAGACCUCUUCAAGCACCACCACCAGCAGUCAGACAGACAUCUUCUGUAGUGAAACAAACAGCAUUAGUCAGUCCCUGAUGUCGAGAUCCAGCAAUUCAGAAGAACCUUUGCCAGGAGAGACUGGAGUGACAUCUGUUCAUAUUCAGAAUGGUCUAUCAAACACAGAAUCUGUCCUGGCUUCACUUUCCACUCCCUCAAAACGCUCAUAUGAAUCUGCCUCAGAGUCAGAAAGUGACUCCUCACCAGAGAAGCGGGCAAGAGUGGCAGAGGUUCCAGAGGGUGAGGAGUGUUCAUCGUCAUCGUCAUCAUCAUUAUCAUCUUCGCCAUUUUCUUCUCGCAGCGGCUCUAAACAGCGGAGCCGCAAACGUUGCCAUCGCUGCCAAACUAAACUGGAGCUGGUACAGCAGGAACUGGGCUCCUGUCGCUGUGGCUUCAUCUUCUGCAUGCUCCAUCGUCUUCCUGAGCAACACGACUGCCUCUUUGACCACCAGGGGCGCGGACGUCAGGAGGCUGUGCUUAAGAUGGUAAAGCUGGACCGUAAAGUGGGCCGCUCAUUCCAGCGCAUCGGGGAGGAGUGUUCUUGAGCAACCAUUUGCUCUUUUGGAGCCUCGGCUUUCAGACAGUGUCUCAGCGUUAACGUGGAUAUGGGUUUUCUCCUAUAAUUCUUCAGGGUUUUUCACAAGUUUUUACUUUUUGGAAAGCAUUGCUCUAUUUUAUAAUUGGCUCUUUUGUCAAAUUCUCCCCUUACUCUUAUUUGUUUAACUCCAGCUUCUUUUGGUCUGAUAGAAUCCCUUAUACCAAGAUACCUAUUGGAAAUGGAAAAACUCCAACAUUUUAG